Ceraceosorus guamensis is the source of this 3823-nucleotide messenger RNA. Its product is annotated as CBF-domain-containing protein. The transcript is spliced from 4 exons. Bases 42 to 3632 code for a protein of 1196 amino acids. The record is from RefSeq and is a predicted model, not a curated record. Gene Ontology annotation, cellular component: nucleus. Lineage: Eukaryota; Fungi; Basidiomycota; Exobasidiomycetes; Ceraceosorales; Ceraceosoraceae.
GAGUCUUUAAUCCUACGCUGGACGCGGAUGUGAGAUCUUUCAUGAAAUCGCUCAAUUUGCAAAGUGCGAGUGCGAGUGCGAGUGCGGCUGCGAGUGCACCUGCCAGCACUGCAGCAUCGCGGGUAGCGUCGGAUGACAAGGCGGCAAAGAAGCAUGCCAAGGCACAGAAGAGGGCCGAGGAAGAAGCGCAAGCCAAUCAAAGAGUCAAGCUCAAGCUCGAUGUCGAAAGCACUGCGGUCAAGUCGACGAGCGAGCAGGUCAAAGCGGAUCCUGUCGUGGUCAAGCAGGACUGGAAGGCGGAGCGGGAGGCGAAAAAGUUGCAAGAGAAGCGGGACAAGGCUGCAGCCGCUGCUGUUCGAGCGCAAUCAAAGUCGGACAAAGCAGCAGAGGCCAAACAAUCGCUCCUCGCAUCCUCAUCCACGCAGCUCAACGGUAUCGCACCCAGAAACGAUUCGCGCCUGGUCUUUGCUCCUCAACCUCACUGGGCCGAAGCUUCUAUGCCACAACUGCCACCUGCCACGAUUCAGCUCGACAUCGACGAUUCACGCAUCCUUUCUCUACAGAGCAGGGCCAAACAAUUGUUGGAUGGUGAUAAUAGCACGUACAGGCAUCUGCUCAACGGCGGUCAUAUUCCAGCUGGAGGUUUGGGAUCCAUCUCCAAUUCCGAUGCCAAGUUCAUCUCUUCCUUGUUGGGCGGAGGAGGAGGAGGAGGAUCGGGCAGCGCAUCGUCUGGCGGAACGCUGUCCGAUCGUAUUGCAGCUCUGACCUUGUUGAUACAAAGCAGUCCGCUGCACAAUGUGCACUCCAUGGAGGCGCUGUUGGGCAUGGCUGGGAAAAAGAAUAGGGAAGAGAGCAGAAGAGCGACCAGGGCAUUGGCGGAUUGGUUCGCUUCGCCUACCGGUCUUUGCACUCGAAAAUUGCGCUACUUUCGAGAUCAACCGGGUCUCGCUGCUAUUUUGAGCGACGGCGGCGCGAACAUCGCUCGAACAGCUCAGGAUCAGCACCUGAUUCACUACGCCUUCGAAGACAAGCUGAAAAAGAUUUACUUCGAUUUCUUGCAAUUGCUCCAAACUCAAUCUCACGAUACCUUGCCAUUCGUUCGCAAACAAGCCGUGACACAAAUCUACGUGUUGUUGAGGGACAAGGCGGAGCAAGAACAAAACUUGUUGAGGCUUUUGAGCAACAAGUUGGGAGAUGGAGAUAGGAGCGUGGCUAGUCAGUCCAGCAAGCAUUUGCAGGAACUCUUGACGGUGCAUCCUAAUAUGAAAGCCAUUGUGGUUAGGGAAGUCAUCGACAUCAUACUCAAACCUGCUCCCAAGACCAUCGUCUCUGCCGAAGACAAGUCGAGAGGAAGAGGAGACGCGACACAGAUUGAUGGGACUGCGUCUGCUGCUGCUGCUGCCGCCUUCAAUGUGCAUGCUAGGUAUUACGGAAUCUUGACGCUCAACCAGACGCUGCUUACGCAGCAGGACGAAGAGGUGGCUAGCACGCUUGUCAAUCUCUACUUUGAGCUCUUUGAGAGCUUGUUGCACUACGGCGCUGCGGUGGAGCAAAGCAAAGCGGAUGAAGAGCAGCAAGGCGAGGAGGAAAAGAGCGGCAGCAGCAAGGACCAAAGGAAGGUGAAGAAGCAGAGGUGGAGAGAUGAAGGGGGAAGAGGUAAGGGUAGACGAGGAAAGGGCAAAAAGGGAGGAGGGCAAGGGAAGAAUGAUACGAUGCAGUUCAAGACUGUCAAGGAUGCGGAUGUCAAGAUGGUCACUGCUGUGCUCACCGGCGUCAGGCGAGCUCUGCCUUUCUCCACAUUAGGAGCAGAAGCCUUCGAUAAGCACAUGUCGACCUUGUUCCGCAUCACUCAUUCGGGCACCUUCAACGUCUCCAUCCAAGCUCUUCAGCUCAUCUAUCAAUUGUCCAUCGGUUCUUCCUCCUCUUCUCCGAUCCAAACGCAGUCCGGGUCGAGCAAGCAAGACCGAGGGGUAGGGCAGGGCGCCCCCGCCCCGAACUCCGACUCCGCUUUCCCGUCGAUGUCCAACAUCGCGGAUCGGUAUUAUACGGUGCUAUACAGCUCCAUGUUGGAUGCGAGACUGUCGAGGACGAACAAGCAGGCAAUGUAUCUCAAUUUGGUCUUCAAAAGCCUCAAGGCGGACGAGGAUGAUAAGAGGUGCAAAGCGAUGGUCAAGAGGUUGUUGCAAGUCACCUUGUCCGCCGAAGCUCCUUGGAUAUGCGGAACUUUGUUCUUGCUCGCAGAGCUCUUGACUGCUAGACCCGGCUUGAGAGCUCUGCUCACGGAGCCUGAAGACGAUGAGGAAGAGCACUUUGUGGAUGUGCCGGAUGAAGAUGAAGAGGCUCUCACCGUCUCUCAGUCUGGCCAAAAGGACACACUCACGACGACGACAACGACGACAAAGUCGCAAAGGAACUUGUACGACCCUUCCAAGCCUCAUCCUCAAUUUGCGGGCGCAGAGUCUACGUGCCUCUGGGAAAUCGUACCGCUGCUUCAUCAUCAUCAUCCUUCCGUCUCCUUCAACGCGCACCGAUUCCUCUCUUUCGAAGGUAUGCUCAAGACGACGGGCGAUCUUACGCUCAACACCCUCUCUCACUUUCUGGACCGUUUCGUCUAUCGCAACCCGAAGAAAGCGCUAUCAUCGAGCAAAGGACCUAGCGCCAUGCAGCCUGCUGCUGCUGCUGUGGGCACUGGAGGUAGCGGCACGCAAGCUAGCGUGGUGCGCAUCAGGGGAAAGGGAAUGGAGAGGGAUCAGGUGCUGAAUGAGGAGAGCUUUUGGAAGGGAACGAGGGAAGAAGAGAUCGAUCCGGAUCAAUUGUUCUUCCAUCGAUUUUUCAAUCUGAAAGAGGAGAGGCAAGGGAUUGUGAACAAAGGGAAGAAGAAAAGGGCGCAGGAGGAGGAGGAGGAGGAGGAGGAAGAGGAGGGGGAGGGAGCAGAUGGGUCGGAGGAUGGGCUUGUUUUGGAAGGUGAAGAGUCGGAUGAGGAUGUGGAGGAGGAAGGAGAUGCGCAGCGGGCGGACGGAGUGAUGGAUUCCUCGGACGAGGAUGAUAGUCAAUCGGAAGGGGAAAAGGAGAUUUGGGAAGCCAUGAAGCGCACCAUGCCUCGCGAAGAAGGAGAUGAGGAUCUGAUGCAGGAUUCGCAAGAUGAUGAUGAGGAUCUGGAUCAGUAUGAUUACGUGGAUAGCGGCGAGGAGGAGGAGGGAGAGGAGGAGAAAGGAUGGGUUGCUGGGAAGGAGGAUGAGGACGACGAUGAGGAUGAAGACUUGUCGGGCUUGGAAGAGGAUGAGGAGAAUGUGACUUUGGGCGGCGAAUCGGACGACGAUGCGUUGCUCUUUGAAGAGGAUGAAGAUGAUCUGCUACCUUUUCACAACUUUGACUCGGAGCAAUCCAUCAAGAAUGGAAGGAAGAGGUCCGCAGAUGAUGCAUCUCCGAAUGAAGAAGAAGAUGGAGAAGGAGAAGAGGCAGCAGCAGCAGCGGGGCAAGAGAAGGGCAGGAAGAGCAAAUCUCAACUUCAAAGAGCGGAGAGGAAGCGAAGAAAAGCGCAGCACGCUGCUAUGGGCGAUUUCGCCAGUGCGGAGGAUUAUGCUCAUCUGCUCGGAGAUGAUCAGGACGAGGAUGAGGAUCAGGGUCUCUAAGAAAACGGCCCCAGAGGCAAAGCCCCCUCUGUUCAAGUGUGACUAAAGUUGGAGAACUUUUUCAUCUUUCGACUAAGCUCCCCCCCUCCUCCUCGUAUCCUGCUUGUCUGCGAAGCUCUACCUUUCCCCCACCCCCUUCUGUACAUGAUCCACAGCGCGACUACGCUGAUUCAUCGUCCCCUCCGAUCCCU